Penicillium expansum is the source of this 1092-nucleotide messenger RNA. Its product is annotated as Carbon-nitrogen hydrolase. The record is from RefSeq and is a predicted model, not a curated record. Lineage: Eukaryota; Fungi; Ascomycota; Eurotiomycetes; Eurotiales; Aspergillaceae. Gene Ontology annotation, molecular function: hydrolase activity, acting on carbon-nitrogen (but not peptide) bonds, in linear amides. The transcript has a single exon. Bases 1 to 1092 code for a protein of 363 amino acids.
AUGGGUUCCAACAAUGCCGAACCGUCACGGCUAUUGACAGUUGCUGCUUGUCAACUUGGCUCAAUUCACCUUGCAAACUCACGGCAUGAUGUCCUAAAGCGCAUGUUUGACCUUUUGGACCGUGCUGCGGAGGAAGGCGUAAAACUCGCAGUUUUUCCUGAGCUGGCCUUCACUACAUUCUUCCCUAGGUAUCUAAUCGAGGGGAAAGAGCUAGACCAAUACUUUGAUAUUGAGGACCCAAGCAAGGGUGGAAUUGAGCAAUCCCCAAAUAUCAAGCCUCUUUUCGACCAUGCUCGCUCCCUUGGUAUUGACGUUUAUGUGGGCUAUGCUGAGCGGAGUCUGCAAAAGGACGGCUUUCAUAUCGACUACAACUCUAGCGUGUACUACUCGGCGCAAGUAGACAAAGUUGUUGGAAAGUACCGCAAAGUACACCUUCCUGGAACCGUCGAGCCACGCACUGCGCCAGGUGCAUUUCAGCAGCUAGAAAAGCGCUAUUUCCGCAAUGGAGACCUCGGAUUUCCGGCAUUCCGAGCCCCAGGACUUGUCGAAGGUGCUUUAAAGAAGUCCAGUGGUAUUGAAGAUGCUUCGGAGACUGCUGGAAAGGGCGAUCCUAUCGUCGGGAUGCUGAUUUGCAACGAUCGACGAUGGGCUGAAGCAUGGCGAGUAUAUGGCCUCCAAGGAAUGGAGAUCAUGUGUUGUGGAUACAAUACUACUGCAUUUGCCACAACAUCCGAGGGGCAUAUGGUGGACCUGAGUCCAGAAGCAGCUGAGGAGGAGGUUUUGUUGCAUCAUAAGCUUUCUUGUCAAGGAAAUAGUUAUAUGAACGGCUGCUUCAGUAUCAAUGUGGCGAAAACGGGCGCGGAAGAUGGACACCCGCUGGUUGGUGGAACGAUGAUUGUGCAUCCUCUUGGACAUAUCAUCAAGGAAGCAUUGACAAAGGAAGAUGAAGUCGUUGUGGCCACUAUUGACUUGGCCGAUUGCCGUCGUCCUAAGUCUACGGUAUUUGCUUUCGAGAAGCAUCGAAGACCAGAACAUUAUUACUCAAUAUUGGAGCGUACUGGUGUCAUCGAGCCAGACUUACUGUGGAAUUAA